UUGGUUCCCAAUCUGGCGCAGGGGUCUCCUGGGAUCCGGAAGAAGUUACCUUUCUGCACGGAAGUCGGUUACAUUUAAGUCAUUGGAGUGAGCCACGCUCAGGUUGUGGGAAUAAAAUGGCGGGGAAGAAGAAUGUCCUGUCGUCUUUGGCAGUUUACGCGGAAGAUUCAGAGCCCGAAUCUGACGGCGAGACCGGAGUCGAAGCGGUGGGCAGCGCAGCUGAAGAGAAAGGUGGAUUGGUAUCUGAUGCCUAUGGAGAAGAUGACUUUUCGCGCCUAGGGGGUGAUGAAGAUGGUUAUGAAGAAGAAGAGGAUGAGAACAGCAAACAGUCGGAAGAUGACGAUUCAGAGACUGAAAAACCUGAGGCUGAUGACCCAAAGGAGAAUACAGAAGUCGAAAAGCGAGACCCCCAGGAAUUAGUUGCCUCCUUUUCUGAAAGAGUCCGGAACAUGUCACCUGAUGAAAUCAAGAUCCCACCAGAACCUCCUGGCAGGUGUUCAAAUCACUUACAAGACAAGAUCCAGAAGCUUUAUGAGCGAAAGAUAAAAGAGGGAAUGGAUAUGAACUACAUUAUCCAAAGGAAGAAAGAAUUUCGAAACCCUAGCAUCUAUGAGAAACUGAUCCAGUUCUGUGCCAUUGAUGAGCUUGGCACCAACUACCCAAAGGAUAUGUUUGACCCCCAUGGCUGGUCUGAGGACUCCUACUAUGAGGCAUUAGCCAAGGCCCAGAAGAUUGAAAUGGACAAAUUGGAAAAGGCAAAAAAGGAGCGAACCAAAAUUGAGUUUGUGACGGGCACCAAGAAAGGCACCACAACCAACGCCACAGCCACCACUACCACUACCGCCAGCACAGCUGUUGCAGAUGCCCAAAAGAGAAAGAGCAAGUGGGACUCAGCCAUCCCAGUGACAACGAUAGCCCAGCCCACCAUCCUCACCACCACAGCCACCUUGCCAGCUGUUGUCACAGUUACCACCAGUGCCAGUGGCUCCAAGACCACUGUCAUCUCUGCCGUGGGCACAAUUGUGAAGAAGGCCAAGCAGUGACAUGAGGAGCUGCCCUGGGACUUGAAAGGACUGUGUGGCCCAGUGACCCUGCCCACUGGGAGGUACCACUUUGUAUAUUUUAGAACUGAGACCUGCUCCCCAGAUGCCACCUGAGAGGAGCUACCAUGCAGCAUUGCAGCACAGGAGGGCCCUGUGGGCAGCAUCCAUGCACCACUCACAGAGUCUUUUGCCCUAUUAAAAGAGCCAUGUUCU
This is a messenger RNA of Nycticebus coucang (slow loris), 1256 nucleotides long. RefSeq names its product SAP30 binding protein (gene SAP30BP). Gene Ontology annotation, biological process: regulation of DNA-templated transcription. The transcript is spliced from 11 exons. The record is from RefSeq and is a predicted model, not a curated record. Gene Ontology annotation, cellular component: nucleus. The coding region runs from base 117 to 1043 and encodes 308 amino acids. Lineage: Eukaryota; Metazoa; Chordata; Mammalia; Primates; Lorisidae.